Molecule: messenger RNA, 7418 nt
Organism: Phytomonas sp. Hart1
Lineage: Eukaryota; Euglenozoa; Kinetoplastea; Trypanosomatida; Trypanosomatidae
Source: the annotation of a GenBank genome assembly
GCAUACUCGACUCUAAUUUUAAUAGAUUUCGUCCAUCAUACUCUACCAGUUACAAAACCUGAUUGGGAUACACUAUAGUCUUUUCGAUGAGCUCAGUAGAUUUAGCUCCCUAUGAGUUUCUUCAAUUACACCUUACCAAAGGAGGUUGCAUUCCCUCAAAACAUAUUUCUGUCUUGCGAGUGCGGGAGAUUGACAGAAUCCAAAAGCGUCUCGGAAGCCGUGUGAUGCUCUUCUGCGCAGAUGCCGCUAACGCACCCACAAUCUGGACCAUGCAAUGUGGGCAAAAGCGCGUCAAGGAUAUACCAUGCAAGAAGACCAAAGUCAUCACACACAUCGUGAGCGAUGGCUCUUUCACUGGUCUCUUUCUCCUCUCCAAGAAAGGUGUAGAUUUUGUGCUUCUGGAUCAUCUACCGGAUCAACCGUGGAAGUUGCGAUCAAAACCACGGAAGUUUUCGAAUGACCUAAAUGAACUCAUGACUUCAUUUUAUGAUCAAUCUUCUAGCGUCAAGAAAAAAAGGGAUAUUACACAAGGGCUUUUUAUUGUGUACAACGCCCAGCUCAAAUACUUUGCCAGCACUGGUGUGCUUAUCUUAGCGGUGCUGGUACGUGAUACCCUAGGAGGUGGUCUGCAUCUUUUGCUUGGCUCCCUUGCGCAUAAGCGAUGGCGGCGAUGGGAUGUUGAGGAGAGCUAUGGUGUGAAUUCUGGUAUUUACAUCGACCCCAAUAGUGGUACUGUGACUUUGAUGAGAUGUUCUAUUGGCACACCAGUAAAAGCUAUCAAAGUGGAUGAGGCAGCUCCGUCCGUCCCAUUCUCCCUUAUGGUAUUUGACCUCAUUUAUCCGAUGUGUCGAAACAUUGAAGCUUCACACUCAAACACUAUUGCAUGUGCUCUUUACCACGAGUUCACUGUUAACCUCAAUGAUCAAUAUCUCCCUAUGCAGCGAACCUUCCAAAGCCUUGGCUUCGUCAUUCCACCUUCAGAAAGGGACUCUUGUCGUAAUUGCCCAGUGACAAUUGAUUCAACCCCUACCCCAUUGUUUUCUUUUUUGUUGCGGGUUGGAGGUGAAUCUUUCAUUCUUCAGCUCACAUAUUCAUCCAACAAAGACGAACUUGUGGCUGUAUCUCACACACUUCCCGCAACACUUCAAGUUUCCAUCCCUUUAGCGCUUGCUACAAUGAAAGUGAAUGAAAACCCACAUCAUCUAGGUGGUCCUCUAGUAACAUUCAUUCUUACUAAAGAUUUAAAGCUUUUUGCCUUUGAUGGGACUAGCGUUAUUGAGGUACGAGUGCUUUUUGCUAAGGACACAACAAAUAACCUAAAACAAAUUGGGCAACAAAUGGCAUCCGAGAGGAAACUCCCUGAGCAUCAGGAUAAAUUGCCUCAUACAGAUUCUAAGGCUGAUGUUUCAACAGCGACUGAUAAUAUUAAACUUCUACUUGUUGGACAGCAUGAACUGUUUUGCACAGAUGGUAAGAUUGCAGUAUUUCUUCACUUAACAGGCGUGAACUUACAAAAAACUAGCUUGAAUGAGAAGGUGAUGUGUAUCGCUGCCGAUAUCUUGGAGCCUAAAAUUUUUGAUGAAAGUAUCGCGUGCGAGAAGUCCCUGGGGUUGCUUUCUGAUAUCUUUGCAUCGGAGCCUGUAGGUCGUCAAGAAUUAGGUGAGAUUUUUCUCAAGGAAAUUGCUCCGAUCCUUCGACGGGCUUCCAAAAUGCCGGCUUAUACUCCUUUAAUCCAACGUGUAUUUUUGCUUUUGCUACAAAUAUUUUCGCCUGUCACCGAUACAGAUUGGCAAAAUUUCUCAACACUAGCGCGAAUUUUGCAAUACUCGAUAGAUGGGCAAAGCUGCGCCAAUCACAUUGUGUAUACGGAUCAAUUUUUUGUCAAUUUAAUUAACCAGUACUAUAGAAAUAAUCCUAACUCCAAGAUCGAGCCGCAUACAAUAAAUCAAAAACUGCGUGAAAUUAUUUCCAACAAGGAGGAACAUCCUGAAAAGUCACAUUCAAUCGAGGAUAAAGAAGGUUACAGAAAGAGUGGUCUUUCAGCUGAAUUCCAGUUCUUUUUAGAUGGUCUUACCACACGCGCACCACUGCUUUCAUUCGCAGAGGAGGUGGUUCGGCUGUGUGUGGUUUUAGAAACACUUCCAACAGGGGCUAUAUGCGCAGUACUUCCUAAGGAAGGCUGUGAGAUGGUUGUACAUGCCAUGGGCAUUGUCCUUUUGGCUUCAUCAUUUGAUAUUCAUCUUUUUGUUGGUGUUAGCAAUAAUAAUGAAUCAAUAACAUGGUCUCUUGUGCAAAAAGAGCCUUCAUUUAUUGAUGUUCCUGCGUACAAGUUUGACGAUCGAACGAAAGUCGAGUACGUGUUUACCCUAGCAGUCGACUUACUGUGCGUUAAAACUACAGACCUCCCUUAUUCUUUGAGCAUUCCCAUCGUAUUGCUUACCAUGAGUCAACGUCAACAUUGUUUAAUUUCUCUACUGAACUUAUUUUUGCCUCAAAUUCUGCAGAGUUUAGACAGGGAGACGUUAGCCUUGUCCAAUAACACGGAAUGGCUUGAGAACUGCAUUCUAACGUUAAAUAAAGAUCCCAUUGAAGUAGUUCGCACCUUUAUCCAGGCACCAACGAGGGAGACGAGUCUUAAGGGUACUACCACCGCGACCGCACUUUGCUAUGCAUUAUGUGGCACUGGGCUGUAUGACAGCAUUACUCUGGUCAACUACGUCCAGGAGUCAAUUUCUCAGGAGUUAUGUAUUGCAUCUGUUGUAAUAUUUCUAUUCACUAUGACAGAAAAAUUAGUUGAUGCACGGAACAACUACGCUGCGUCGAUUGCAAGGCAUAUUUUAGACAAGCAUGAUACUGAUACACUUGAAGCCGAGGAGGUUGUUAGGUACAAUAGGGAAUUUUCUACAAUCAUAGAGAACACUAGAGCGGCAUGGGUAAAGGCUGAUUCAGUGUUACCGUACAAGGUUCAUGACAUCGCGGCUAGUUAUGAGGCUUCUAUUUCUAUGUCAUUUAGCAAUAGCGUCAUCUUGACAGAAAACAAAAGUACUAUCGUUUUGCGUACCCUUGUCAUGUGCUUCAGAAUUUUUGUAUUGGUUUACUAUUCGAAGACACUGGAACAUCGUCUGGAAAAAACCGUGCUGGUUUGUAAAAAGACUGUUGAAUCCUGUUGCGACAUCAACCAGAACUACCCAGCUGUCCAUGGCAGCCUAGAGGCUCUUCAUACUAUUCGAACACUUAAACACAGUGGACUACCGGUUGAAAAGUUCCAAGGACAGCUUAUGAUGCUGAUAGAGGGAGCAGCAGACAUCUGUGCUACCGGUAAGCAUUCAAAAUCGGCGCCCUGGUGCUUCUUUUUUUUACAUGUGUUAUCCCUCUCGGGUAUCUCAGAGACCUCUAUAGCGCCACUAAAGAAGCGAUACUACACUCUCUUGGAUCGUCUGCAGAGCCAGUUAAAUAAGCUUGCGAACCAAGAAGAAAUGGAUAGAAAUAUCCGAAGCUGUGUCGAAAAAGCAAAAGCUACGGGGAGCACCUUGUCCCUAGAUAUUGAUAUUGAAGGGAAAGUUUUUUAUUUCAUUUUUUCUCAUUCUAGGGAUUCUAGCAUUCCUCAAUGGGUCAAGGAUCAAGCCUUGACAGGACACAAAUACUCAAUCACAACAGACUGGACACAGCGAAUGUGGGGUGUUGAAGGAAAGGCAGAUAUUAUCAAAGAGGCCACUGAGUUACUGGUUUCCUGUAUAAAGGAAGGAACAAAGAAAGCUGUUAUAUUCAUAUCUGAGGCUGGAUCCAACCAUCGUUUAAAAGACCAACCCAAGCCACUCUUUGAUGAUAUCUUCCACAUUAUUAUUCCCGGUUAUUCACACGCAGGGACCGAGUGUCCCAUUCCAGUGCAAGAUGUCCAAGGUAGUCACGACGUUGAGGGGGAAAAGGCCAGCAUUGAAAAGGAGGAGGCAUAUAGUGUUGACAAAGAGGUCGUUGCUCUCAAAGCGUCCUCACAAGAAGAACCCUUAGUCUUAGAAAAUACUCCAGUAAUAAUAUCUCAAAGGCCUAUGUUUGAAGUUUCUAAUGCAGAGGAAAUCGUCUCCCACACGCAAUCGCCACCAUUGGUGCAUUCUCGGGUCGAUCCAACAUUUGCAACUUCAGACCAACUAGCGUAUCAGGAUAUUGAACGGUGUAAAAGUUUAUCGCUAACGUCACACAAGGGGGAUCACAUCGCCACAGAUCCGAUAGAGGAUGGACCAGCGCUGUCUGACACACUCAUAACCAGCACAACCGCCACUAGUGAAUCUUUCACGGGCACUGAAGUAUCGCAGAAGUCAACUGAAGAGCCACUGAGAUCCUAUGAUGACAACAAGUAUGAGAGGAUGUCUACUUCAAGCAGAAUAAAGUAUCACAGAAAACGAUGCCAUCAUCAUCAUCAUCAUCACCAUUGUUGCUGCCGAUGCAAGAGGUCUCAUAGGCAAUUAGAUUCUAAUAGAGUAAGGUUAGAUAAGAACAGCCAUGGGUGGAUUGAGGAAGAUCAGGCUGCUCGAAUAGCUACCACAUGGAUUCCAUCAGAACCUCAGUUGUGUUCUAAUGAAGUUCAUAAUGAUCUGUACUUCAAAAAAACUGGUAUUCAGAUUCAGCACUCUAGUACUGCGUUGAGGCCGCCACUGGAAUCCCCAAGGAAGACUCACAUAGAUGACUUCAAUACCCCAAUCUAUCAGCGCAUUGAUGACAUUCAGUCUAAUGGCCACGGAUAUAUGCCUCAAGACAUCAAUAGGGGUCUGUCGCUUCUCACUUUCUCGCGUCACCAGGGCCAGCAGUCUCAGAGUCCUAGGGUUCGACUUUAUUCUGCCCACCUUGGCGAUUCUGGAACCUCAAUAAAUGAAUUAAAGCAAACUCUGGAAUGGAUAGGCCCCACUGCGUCGUCACCUUUUUUGAAUAAAGCAAUGUCAUACACAGGUGCGCCGCAUUUAGAGCCUCCUCCAAUUCCAUCCUCCGAUGUCUUUCAGAAGCCACCCCCAUUGUUGCAUUUGCGUGAGCGUGUGGCAAUUAGUGAGUCGGGGGCAAUUACUGCCACUGCGAAUUAUCUCCCUACCGAAUCUGUGAGCACAAAUCCAUACAAAUCUACUUUUCCAGACGGCGCCGAUCUUUUUCAGACCAAACCCCUGGCAAACGCAUCGGGGCCACCCCAACAGUUCCAGCAGCCUCAGGCCUCCCAGAAGUUUACCGAAAGAGCGCCAGCGCAGCUGUCAGCUUCUCUUCCAAGUUCCAAUCUAUUGGUCCAAGUCCCCCGGGAACCGACAGUGCCUAUGUCAAGCGAUGACGUUGAACUGGUGCCUGCACAACCGGCAUCCAGCACACCAAUCCUGGAAAGUAAUCAUGAUAUUAUCCAAUCCAACACUGAAGCUAAAUCAUUUUCUGUGCCAGACGUGAAACAGGCACAUCUGACACCAAUCGAAAUAACUGAAUUUAAACGUUAUGUUGACGAUUUAAUGUGUAAAAUGAAUGUUGUUCCUUCAGUACCCGUGCCUGGCGCUAUUACAUACUCCGCAACAUUACCACUCGCGUCCGAUAAUGUUUCACAGGAGAAAUACCCGCAAGCGCUUCCGGUCACUAUUGACAACUCCUUGAGCCUGAAAUCUGAAGAUAUUGUUCUUCGUUCUAAAAACCCUAGCCCUUCUCAGCCCACUUUAGCACCUGCUCCUCUAUUGCAGUCGCUGCCCUUGUCUUUGCCAAAUGGACAGAACGGCCUCACUUCGGUGGAACAAGCCCAACUUGUUCAAAAAACUAUUAAACAAAAAAAUGAGUUGCUAAAUUUAACUAUGGAACUUUCGGAGAUGCAGUUGCGUGCUGCCCACAUUGGCGAUAACUCCGCAUUUAAACCUACAGCCAUCGUGGAGGAACACAAAGAUCACACAUUGAGCUAUGGUAAAGACCAACCCAUGUUCCAAAUACAGCCUUCUCGCAACUCUGAUAGACUCAAAUUAAUGUCAUCUGUCCAGAUCCAAACCCAACAGUCAGCCAAAAACGAUGUCUCUGUGGAUGCUGCAUUACCACCAUUCCAUCUCAUAAGCACAGUGCCUUUUAGGGAUUCUACUACUACUACUCCAGUGGUGAGCAUUACCAACACCAUUUCGGACCUGGAGCAUCUCAAUUCAAAAUUCCAGGCAAUCAAUGCUUCCACCGAAGCUAUGGAGAAGGCCCUCCAUGAAACACGCGAAACCAUUCGGAGCUAUGAAAAGCUCAAACCUAUGGAGGCCAUGGGGAUAAAGGAAAUUGCUCUGAUAAACUCGCUCCGCUGCAAGACAGCCGCUGCGGAGAGGCAACUGAUAGAGUUGAAUGGUCUACCCAUGGCAACGCAAAUGCAAUCUCGUCCUCUAGAAGUUCAGCUGCCGAACUGUCAGAAGCCCUGUCCGGGUGUUUCUGCUCGUAAUCUUCAAUAUGGGAAAGACGAGAUCACAGAAAGUGAGAUUAGUGCACAGCAACAGAGUGUCGUCAAUACAUCCCAAACACGCUCCAUAAGUUUUUCCACAUGUGAAAAUAAGUAUCUUGAAAAGCCAGAACGGAAGGAAGUAAAUUUAACCAAACAGCAACAAUCGAACGGAGCCGCAUCAGAGCUUUGCAAUGCCGAUGUGUCUGAUCCACCGCUGCUUCGUUCGCCUUCUUUGAAAAUAAAACAGUCAAACCAAUCCUCACCAAAUUUGGCAUUGAUAGCCCCCUGGAGUCCGUACCAAAUCGAGACUUCUGCUUUACCAAACACUCACAAGUAUCUUUCUGUUAAAGAAUCUGUCUGGAAGGACACCAAUGAAAGUGGUGAGCAUGCAGUGCGAGGUGUCUCUUUGCCUAAUCGUAAAGCAAUAUCACCGGUGAAUCUCCUGAAUGAAUUAUCGGUGUGCCAGGGCGCACCCUCUCAUAAAUCCCGCAUGAAGGUGUCCCAAAACAUUAGGAAACUCUCCUUUGUCGGACCGACUAAUCUUCUUACGGUUUAUCAAGAAGCCCCAAGACGUCAGCUCAAUGGAAUACGACAGCAGCGGUGCCGUACACCUUUUCAUCCUCAGCGUAGCCGCUCUGCGGUUAAACCAAAAGGUAAAAUAAUAUCACCUGAGGUCGCUGCCAAUCAGUUGCCGUCUCGUACCGCUAGUAAGGACGCGACGGAUCGCUUCUACAUGUACCGCAGUCAACUUUGCAUACCGAAAACAAGUAAAAAGGAUUUUUCCAGAGAAAAUAAACUGAAAUGUGUGACCCCUUUUCAGACUUUAAACAACAACGAAUUCUGUGAAUCUCUAGAUGUAGCGGUCAGCAAUGAGGUAUUGCCAUUCGAGGAUGGGAAUCAACCAAAAUUAAUAGAAACUUCAGCUUUUGUUGAGCGCCAGAGGCGUCGACGAAGUGCCAACAUCGAAAAACGUAUUCACCAAUUGGAGCGCGAAUUCGUAUAA